GGUUUUAUGACUUUUAUCAAAAACUCUACAAGACUAAGUGGUUAUCAAAAUGUUACUUGGAAUUUUUGAACAAAAUUUCGAAGAUAAUGGUUUCUGCAAAAACGAAAAACAUUUGCCACUGCGAAAAAAAAAUGGUAUAUGAUCCAUGAUUCAUGAUCCAUACUCUACAUGUGUACGAAAACUGAUUUUGAAAAUAUUGUUUCAUAAAUAUUGAUUGUAACUUUAAAAAUUCAAUUUGCGAGAUAGAUUGGGCUUAAACGGGUUAACGAUCCUAAUUAAGUAUUUUAUUAAGGAGGUCUCUCAUGGUAAGUAAGACGGGAAAUGAUAAAACAAAGAACAUUCAUGAUGCCAUGGCAAUGCGUAUACCUUUCAUCGCUCCAUAAUGUUGACGUUUAACGUAGGUGAAAAUGAAUUCCAAUUUGCAUGCGUACAUUUAUUACAAACCCCGUGACGACCAAAGCGUGCUGCACUGCCAUUUUCCCAUUUCUAUGAUGAGGAAAUUCCCACAGAAGUGCAGAACCAUUCCUUCCCCAACGUUUCUCUGGGAGCUCGUUGAUUUCCUAUAGGGGUUGUAAAUAAAUCAAGACAAAACAACACCCAGCCCGCCAGGAUGGAAAUGUACUUUUAAUUGGAAACAAACAUGUUCAUUUGCAUACGGAUGGACCUGACCUUGCCCCAUAUAGCUAUGCCCGUCCAAUUUACGCCUGCUGAGCUGAGCCGAAAGGGAUUCAUUUCUUUUCCUCCCGGGACGUGUUGCUACUGCAUACAAUACUGUGGUCCGGUUCGGAAGUUCGUGCUUCACGCCAAUCCCGUGGCGCCCUGACUACGCAACCUGUUGCAUAUUCAUCGGCCUACGGCAUGGAAUUUGUAAUUCUUGGAUUGUGGAAAACACUGACCGACGAUGACGACGACAUCAGAAACGAUUCGACCGUCGCGAGAAAUGGAGCGCUCGAAAGUUCAGCUGGCGUCUGCUGGAGCCAAGGAGCUGUUCCUGGAGUAUUGUAGCAAUAGUUCGGUACACGGAGUUCGAUAUUUCGGAUGCCGCGAACGAUCGCUAUGUGAAAAGUUCUGGUGGGUGGUUGUGUUUGUCCUUUCGGUGGGAAGUUGUGUGAUGUUGAUCCUGAAAACGUACCAAAAGUGGGACCAAACACCGGUGAUUGUGAGUUUUAACGAAAAAUCUACUCCAGUGUGGCAGAUUCCGUUUCCGGCGGUGACCAUUUGUCCGCAGACCAAAGUUAAAAGUGAAAUUUUGAACUUUUCUCGAGAUUUUGGAGAGUUCAUCAACAUGGACUCUGAUGAAGCAGGAGAUUUCAACCGAACAGACUACCUGUUAACGAUGAUGCAGCUAUGUGAGAGGACGUUUUACACCAUCGUAUUGAGAGAAGCACACUCGCUCCCUAAUAAAGCCAGUCACCAAAGUUAUGCCUCGAUUGUCCGCGAAAUGUCUCUUUCAAUGUACCAGAUGAUGGAAUAUUGCAUGAUCCGAAGUGAACUCAAAUUUUGUGAGGACAUGUUUAGUCACACUAUGACCGAAGAGGGCAUCUGCGUGAGUUUUAACCUUCUAUCCGCUGCAGAGUUGCUCCGCACCGAUGUUAUCCAGACGGCGGAUCCGUAUUUGUCGGAACAUCAUAAAGCUCCCCACUGGACGCUUGAACAAGGAUACUCUCCAGAGGCAACGCUCAGUUCAUACCCCUAUCGAACUCUUGGACCAGGCUACUCCGCAGGCCUUUCCCUACUGCUGCUGUCCAGUAACCAUGAUCUGGACUAUCUUUGCCGCGGACCAGUACAAGCUUUUAAAGUUCUACUGCACUCCUCCGCUGAGUAUCCCCAGGUUUCCCAACGGUUCGUCCACGUUCCAGUGGAUCAAGAAGUGACCAUCGCCGUAAAACCACAAAUGGUCACAACAACUGAGGGACUUCGCAGCUACACCCCAGAACGUCGCCAGUGCUUCUUCAACAACGAACGGUACCUCCAGUUCUUCAAAAUCUACACCCAAGACAACUGCGAACUGGAAUGCCUCACAAACUACACUCUUCAACGCUGCAAUUGUGUCAAAUUCUCCAUGAUGUACUCCAACGGCACCCCAGUUUGCGAAACCAAUCAAAUCUAUUGCAUGCUUGAUGCGGAGAACGAUCUUCUGGAGAUGGACCUGCUCAGCCAUCAGGAUCAGCAGGCAAACUUCCGAGCUCAGUGCAAUUGCCUACCGGCGUGCACUUCCAUCCAGUACGACGCGGAAAUCACGCAAACGGACUUCGACUGGCAGAAGUGGAGUCAGGCCAUCGAGCUUCCUCUCAAUAGCACAACAGGAAUGCACGUGGCCCGACUGGGAAUCUACUUCAAGGAGGCACAAUUCAUGACCUCGAAGCGAAGCGAGCUGUACGGGUUGACUGAUUUCCUGGCCAACUGUGGAGGCUUGCUGGGGCUGUGCAUGGGCGUCAGUUUGCUGAGUUUGGUGGAGCUGUGUUACUUUUGUACGGUGCGUCCCUUUUCGCUGUGGAGGAAGCAGAAACGUGCCGAAGUGGAUGCGAAAAAUUUGAAAUAUGACGAAGUGCCGGGAAUAAGUUUACUAUCGAUGUCGAUGAAAGGUGAUAAGGAUUUACAGUGAUUCGUCAAAUUUAUGUGCAAUGAUGAUGUUUAAUGGUCGACGUUUUGUGAUAUUAUAUAGACAAGUGGAGAUUGUGAUUAUAUUUAAAUAUUUGUCAGCAGGUUCUAAUAAUUCAUAUAAUGC
Molecule: messenger RNA, 2728 nt
Organism: Aedes albopictus (Asian tiger mosquito)
Lineage: Eukaryota; Metazoa; Arthropoda; Insecta; Diptera; Culicidae
Product: pickpocket protein 28-like
Exons: 2
Coding region: 902-2605 (567 amino acids)
Biological process (GO): sodium ion transmembrane transport
Cellular component (GO): plasma membrane
Molecular function (GO): ligand-gated sodium channel activity
Source: RefSeq, a predicted model, not a curated record